Molecule: messenger RNA, 3212 nt
Organism: Caenorhabditis angaria
Lineage: Eukaryota; Metazoa; Nematoda; Chromadorea; Rhabditida; Rhabditidae
Source: the annotation of a GenBank genome assembly
AUGGAUCAUCUUAUUUCGGGACAAGUUCAACAAGUCGAAGAUGCCGAAGGAACUCGUGCACAACAAGAAUUUUCGAAAUUCCUUCUCAAGUAGGAUUUUUUAACCUAUUUUUAUUCUGCAAAAGCAAAAUGAGAAUUUUUACAGCUUCAAAGAUGAGAAAGGCGAACAAAUCUACAAAAAGGCGAUGAGAGAUUUGACUCAACCUGAAAGAAACACUCUUUUUGUUGAUAUGCAACAUAUUUACUCACAUAGUAACAGUUUGGCGACAAGUAUUGAAUUGCAAUUUUAUAGGUGAGAGGAAGAAGAAGAAACAAAAUUUUCUUAGGAAUGACAAAUAACUUCAUCAUUUUUCCACGUAGACAAAGAAUGUGCACGUGGAAAAUUGACAUUUCUAAAUGAUAAGUAUGAAGCCCAAAACUUCAUAAAAAAAUAUACUGAUAUUUUUCAGAGUUUAUCCAUUUAUGUGCGAAGCUCUUCAAUUAGCAACAAUCGAUGAAUGCGAUGAAAACGAGCGACAACAAAUGUUCAAGAAACAACUCUAUGUUUCGCUUCAUAAUUUGAACACAAAAACCAAAGUUCGCGAAUUGUCGGCUGACAAAGUUGGAGGACUUGUCAAAAUUUCCGGGCAAAUAGUGAGAACUCAUCCAGUUCAUCCCGAACUUUCUCGUGCUACUUUUGUUUGUGAAGAUUGUGGAGUUACUACAAAGGAUGUUGUCCAACAAUUUAGAUAUACUCAAGUAGGCAUUUAUUGAUGAGAUUAUUUAAAUAUUAGAUUUUUUCCAGCCAACAAAAUGUUCGAAUCCUCAAUGCAUGAAUCGCACUCGUUUUUCUCUUGAUGUCAACGAAUCAACAUUUGUUGAUUUCCAAAAAGUUCGAAUUCAAGAAACCCAAUCAGAACUUCCACGUGGAUCAAUUCCUCGAACUGUCGAUGUUAUUAUUCGAGGAGAAAUGGUUGAAAGUGUACAACCAGGUGAUAAAUGUGAUAUUGUUGGAACAUUGAUUGUUAUUCCGGAUAUUGCUCAAUUAAGUACACCUGGAUUACGCGCUGAAACAUCGAAUCAAAAUCGUGGAAGAGCACUUGAUAAAGAUAGUGGAAUUACUGGUUUGAAAGCACUUGGAGUUCGUGAUUUGACAUAUAAAAUGGCAUUCUUGGCUUGUCAUAUUCAACACAAUGAUAGUCUUAUUGGUGGAGAUGUUUCUGGUCAUAUUGAAGAAACUGAUUAUUUCGAAUUAUGGCAGAAAAUGUCAGCGGAAGAAAGAGAGAUUUUGAAGAAAAUGAGCGAUGAUCCAAAAAUUGAAGAACAUAUUGUUGAAAGUCUUUUCCCAAAUAUUUAUGGAAAUUAUGAAGUCAAACUUGGAGUUCUGUUAAUGCUUCUUGGUGGAGUUCCAAAGAAAAGUAAAAAUGAGGGAACAACUCUUCGAGGAGAUAUCAAUGUAUGUCUUGUUGGAGACCCUUCAACUGCCAAAUCACAAGUUUUGAAAACAGUUGAAGAAUUCAGUCCUCGAGCAAUUUACACAUCUGGAAAAGCAUCAUCAGCUGCUGGUUUAACUGCGGCUGUUGUCAAAGAUGAAGAAUCUUUUGAAUUUGUUAUUGAAGCUGGAGCAUUGAUGUUGGCUGAUAAUGGUGUUUGUUGUAUUGAUGAAUUUGAUAAAAUGGAUCAAAAAGAUCAGGUUGCAAUUCACGAAGCAAUGGAACAACAAACUAUUUCGAUUACUAAAGCUGGAGUUAAAGCAACACUUAAUGCGAGAGCUUCGAUUCUUGCGGCUGCAAAUCCAGUUGGAGGAAGAUAUGAUAGGUAAUGAUUUUUUAACACAUGGGACAAAAAUCUAUCAAUAAUAAUUAAAUUCAGAUCCCGCCCAUUGAAAUACAAUGUCCAAAUGUCGGCUCCAAUCAUGUCACGUUUCGAUCUUUUCUUUGUUUUGGUUGAUGAAUGCAAUGAAAUCACUGAUUAUGCAGUUGCACGACGAAUUAUUGAUAAUCAUCGAGCAAUUAAUGAGCAUAUUGUUAGACCAACUGCUUAUAAAAUUGAUGAUAUCAAGAAAUAUAUUGCAUUUGCCAGAUGUUUCAAGCCAAAGGUAAUUUUAUAUCACUUGGAGAGAUAAGAAUGAUGAAAAAAUUAAUUCUAAUUGAAAGAUAAUAAUCUUUAAAAAUAUUUUUCAAAAUUUUGGAGCAUUUGACUUUAUUUUUUGAAGUCUUUUUAUCUAAAAUCUAAAGGAGAUUGUGCCUGAUUUAAUUUUCUGUUGAUAAUUUUCCAAAAUCCCAAGGUUUAUUCAAAAAUCGCUUAAAAAUGUAAGAAAAGGGGUUUAACUUUGGAAAUUUUUAAAGACCUUAACUGAAAAAAAUUGGCUCGAGGACCUAUUUUAUGUAUAAUAACAUGACAAUAUUGUUUUUUUUAUUUAAAAAUCAACGCAUUCGUUUCUCCCACAAAUCAAUUGAUUUUCAGUUGUCCACCGAAGCAGCCACCGAAUUGGUUCGCGAAUACAAAAAAUUGCGAAUGUCUGACAGCAACAAUGCAGCCACGUCAUCCUGGCGAAUUACUGUACGACAACUGGAAUCAUUGGUUCGAUUGUCGGAGGCAUUGGCAAGAUUGCAUUGUGGAAGAGAAGUUAAAGCUGAACAUGUUUUGCAAGCAUCGAAAUUGUUGAAUAAGUCGAUUGUUAGGUGAGUAAAAGGAAAUCAGUCCACAAAAUAUGUGGAAUUUUCAAAAUACCACGUGGAUUGAGUUGAAAAUUGAUUUUUUCGAAAACAAUCGAACAAAAUCCCCAAAUUUUGUAGAGUUGAACAACCUGAUAUUGGACUCGACGAUGAUGAUUGGGACAAGGAAAUUGUUGUUGUCGAAGGCGACAAAGAAAAUGCUCAACCGGCCGAAGAAAUGGAACACGAUGGAAAACGCAUUGAUCCAGCAAAACUCAAGAUCAAGUUUGAAGACUACAAAAAACUCGCGGAUGUUUUGGUGUUGCAUAUGAGAGCUGAUGAAGACAGACAAGGAGAAGAAGAAUAUGCUGGAGUUAAACAAAGUGCAUUGGUUGAUUGGUAUUUGUCGACAAUUGAAGAGGAACUCGAAUCGGAAGAAGAUUAUAAUGUGCAAAAAAUCAUCUGCGAACGUGUUCUUCGUCGUUUGACACAUGAUGAUCAUAUUUUGCUUGAAGUUGAACCAGGACAAGAUCCAAUUUUGUGUGUUCAUCCAAACUAUGUUAUUGCUGACGAAUAA